Molecule: messenger RNA, 2020 nt
Organism: Microdochium trichocladiopsis
Lineage: Eukaryota; Fungi; Ascomycota; Sordariomycetes; Xylariales; Microdochiaceae
Product: putative monooxygenase
Exons: 2
Coding region: 439-1926 (495 amino acids)
Molecular function (GO): FAD binding
Source: RefSeq, a predicted model, not a curated record
UUGUCUCAUUGCCACAUCUGGAGGGAUGACUUCAGCAAGGGUUGGCCACACUGUCUCAUUGGGCCAUUGUUGUUGGUGGCAACGCAAGCAUGAGGCAUGCUGCGCGUGAUCAUGCCCAGGCAGCCGAGCAAACAAUGGAUGGCAUGAGCCUACUAUGUCGGCCCCGAGAGGAAGUCGGUGGUAUCCCUGGAUGAGUAUGGCUGGUCCCCCGGGGUCUCGAACCAGGACUGUUUGCUACCAAGCGUCACGAUAAGAGGACCUUGAUCUGCCUUGCGGCUGCUCAGAGAACUCUUCUGUCCCUCGUUGCAGCAGCAAACGAUAUCCACUGGUUUAAGACAUUCGCAGAGCCUGACACGGCACUUGCCCAACGAAGAUCAGGAAAACCCCCAGCUUCGACCUGAACCUCCCAAGCUUGACAUAAGGAGCGGCUUUUGAACAAUGGAAGCACAGAAGAACCCCCCGUUCCGGGUUGUCAUUGCCGGAGCCGGCCUCGUGGGCUUGACAGCAGCACACAUACUUACCAAGGCCGGUAUCGACUUUGUCAUUCUUGAAAAGCACAAGACCGUCGUUCCUGCGGUGGGCUCUGUGAUGACCAUCUGGCCUCAGACCUUUCGGAUAUUCGAACAACUCGGCUUGAACGACGUCCUCAGUCCACUUCUAGAGACUCUAAACACCAACACCGUCAUCUCCGCCGAUGAUGCCAGCGAGCUUGACGUGUCAAGGUUCCCGGACCUCAUUGAGAGGAACCAUGGCUGGGCAGUCCGCGUGCUAGUUCGCACGAAGUUCAUCGAAGCACUAUAUGACAGCCUACCCCAGGAAGCCAAGGCAAAGGUUCUCCUUGGCAGACAUGUCGAGGACGUCGAGAUGGACGACACUGGCGUGAAAAUGACCUGUCGUGGUGGCUUCGUCGAGCGCGGUGAUAUGCUCAUCGGGGCCGACGGUGUCCGCAGCCAGACUCGGCUCCAUAUGGAGUCGCUGCGCCAGAACAAGGCACCAAGCGACCUCGCCGACAAGUAUCAGAAGCCGUAUCUUUCGACUUACCGCGUGCUUGUUGCACAAGUGGACACCCUUCCGGAUGUCUCAACCAACAUCAAAUAUGACGGUGUGCGGUAUGGGGUGACGACACAGUUCAUGUAUGGGAAACAAGUCUCCUGCAUGGCGGUGUACGAGAAAUUGGAGACGCCCACAUCAGACCAUCACAGAUACACGGACGAGGACAAGAUGGACAUGCUCCGGCGCUGGGGCCAUCUCAUGGUUCUUCCGGGCUACUCAGUGCGCGACCUCCACGAGAAAAGCAAGACCAACAUCGGGCUCUACGACUGCGAAGAGGGUCUGGUGGAGCGGUGGCACCACGGCCGUAUUGUGCUGGUGGGUGAUGCAGUGCGCAAGCUAGAUCCUCACACCGGCCAAGGCUACAAUGAAGGCGUGACUGACCUUGUGGUCCUGCUCAACAACGUGCGGAAGAUGCUCCUCGCGUCGUCGCAGGGCGUGGAAAGUGCCCCCAGCACGGCCAGACUCGAGGCGGUCUUUGCGAAAUACGAGGCGGAGCGGAUGAAGCAGAUGGGUGCGGUGCUGGAGAUUUCAAAGGCGUUUGCAAGGAUGGCAGCAUGGCUGUCGUGGAAGGACAUGGUCAUGGCCAAGUAUGUGCAGCCAUACCUGCCUCUGAACUACCUCAGCAUGACAUAUAUCAUCGGCCCCAUGAUUGCUGGGUCUCCAGUACUGGAAUGGUUAGAAGAGCGGCGGUUGCCACCUGGAAAGAUGGCGUGGAGGCACCACCCCAAGCUGGUAGAGGCACCACCGGGGAAGGAGCCAAGCAAGGAAGCAAUGUCGGCCCCUGGCGUGGCAGUAUUUACCAAGUGGGCGUGGGCCAAGGGGGCGAGAGCUUUAUCUGCUGUGGCAGGUCAUCGCUUCCAGUGGCGGUCGUGAGGAAUCUGGGCAGAGGAGCUGGCCUGGACUCCAAGUAGCGUAGGUACCUGCCAUAGGUAAUUAGCAUACAGAACGGAUCGAAAGUCCCCUGGCG